This is a messenger RNA of Lactuca saligna, 2018 nucleotides long. NCBI's taxonomy places the organism in Eukaryota, Viridiplantae, Streptophyta, Magnoliopsida, Asterales, Asteraceae. The record is from the annotation of a GenBank genome assembly.
CAUGGACUAAUGAUGAAAAGAAACGGUAUUCCUAGUUUGUGCUUGCGAGUGAUAAUAUUCAUACUAGCUUGUUUUUCUUCAAGUAAUGCCGUUGAAUCAGACAUCAACUGCCUAAGAUCUAUCAAGGAAUCGCUGGAAGACCCUUUACGUUCUCUUUCUUCCUGGAAUUUUAGCAACGAUACUGAAGGUUUCAUCUGCGACGCCUUUGUUGGUGUCGACUGCUGGCACCCUGAUGAGAGUAAGGUUCUGAAUCUUCAGCUAUCAGACAUGGGACUUAGAGGACCAUUUCCAAUGGGCAUAAGAAACUGUAAAAGCUUGACGGGAUUAGAUCUUUCUAACAACUACCUCUCGGGACCCAUUCCUUCUAAUAUUGCACAACUUUUAGGGUUCAUCAGCAUUCUCGAUCUCUCCAACAACAGUCUCUCAGGUCCAAUUCCGCCUACAAUUGGCAACUGUAGUUACAUCAAUGUUCUGAGGCUUGACAAUAACAAUCUAACAGGCCAAAUCCCUCCAGAACUGUCUUCACUUAAGCGCAUCAAAGAAUUUAGUGUCGCUAACAAUAACUUGUCAGGACACUUACCCAUGUUUGACGAUGCUACCAGACAAAACUACGAAAACAAUAAAGGACUUUGUGGAGGUCCAUUGAAAUCCUGCAAGGACGAAGACCAUGAUGAUAUAUAUUUUUUCGAUCAUCAUUUCUUUUCAGGGUUUACGGCUGGAAUAUCUCUUUCUACAUUUUUAAGUAUGUUGUUUAUGUUCUUAUACUGGAGAAGACCAAGUAAAAGAACCAUGAGUUACUAUCAUCUUUUGAUCAAAAACAUAAUAAGAAGAAAGCAUCACCAGAUUCCAACAAACCCCACAAUCCUAUUUGAAGAAGAACUUAACAGCAUGGAAAUGAAGGUAACUGCCAUGGAAAAGUUCAUCCGCAGACUAAGUUUGAUGGAAAUUCAAACGGCCACUAAUGAAUUUGACAAUAAAAACGUAAUUGACCAAGGAGACAUGGGACUCAUGUACAAGGCUGUGUUUCCAAAUGCUUUGCUGCUUGUAGUCAAGAGGCUCCAUAGGUUUGAGAGCUUUGAGAAAGAGUUCUUAUCAGAAAUAGAAAUUAUAGGAAGAUUGCGUCACACGAACUUAGUACCACUGUUAGGUUUUUGCUUUGAAAUGGAAAAGAAAUUUCUGGUAUACAGGUACAUGUGUAAUGGAAGCCUCCAUCAAUGGCUACAUGGUAGACAAGAAGCAGAAGCUAAGAAAAUGGGAUGGAGUUUAAGGUUAAAGAUUGCAGUAGGGAUAGCACGAGGGCUUGCAUGGCUGCAUCACAACAAUGUCCUCCGCGUAGCCCAUCUCCGAAUCACCUCAAAAUGUAUCUUAUUAGAUGAAAAUUUUGAGCCCAGGAUAUCAAAUUUUGGCAACGCCAUAAUCUUGAUGAAUUGUAGUGGCACCCCUUUGAGUGUUUGCAAUUUUGUGGUUCUAGAUUCUAGUCUAUUCAAGGAGGAUGUUUCUAGCUUUGGUAUUUUGUUGCUUGAGUUGGUUACUGGUAGAGAACCAGCUAUAUGUAGGAAACUAUCUACAUGGAUAUUCAACUCCCUGACAGAUCAUGUGUGCAGUAGGGACUUCAAUCUGAUUGAUGAAUGCUUAAUGGGACAAGGAUUCGAUGAGGAAAUAUAUGAAACGCUUAAAAUAGUAGAAAAGUGUAUUCAUCCACCUAGGCAUGAGGCAUCAAGCAUGCUACAAGUGUAUCUAGCAAUUCGUGACAUUGGCGCAUCAAGAUCUAGAAGCGAAAUUUCAGUUUAUUCAUUUAAUAAUGUAGAAAAUAAGGAGGGAGAUGUGUAGCAUCACUCUUUUACAAUUCAAAUGCUUGUUCGUAAAAAUGAGUUGAAUUAUGUACCCACCACAAACACAUACAUUAUAUUGUGUGAUCUUCUCCUAUCGUCAUCUAUCUUCACUCUAGAUGUUCGAUCAAACCCCAAUUGUGUAAAAUCCUCCUUGUCUGUUAUGUUCAAAUAAGCAAAAAUUCUCGG